Orbicella faveolata is the source of this 5404-nucleotide messenger RNA. RefSeq lists its product as uncharacterized. The record is from RefSeq and is a predicted model, not a curated record. Lineage: Eukaryota; Metazoa; Cnidaria; Anthozoa; Scleractinia; Merulinidae.
UAGGGUUGGUUAAAUCUAUAUAUUAUGUUGUAAUGAAAUUACAACAAAGAAGAAAUACUUACCUUUUGAUAAAUUUCAGGAGAACAGCCAAGCCACAGGCAAAGAACUUGCUGGAAGAUAAGAGAGCUAAGCAACACUGCGCAAAGAACGUGCUCGUAAACAGCUACGCCAUAUUCUUAGGGGGCGACCAUUGGACUUUCGGGGGUUGAUAGGGGAAGAGCGGGUGUUUCGAGUUAAGCAUGAGCUGUCUUUAUUUUUGGAUCCAGAACUCUCGAGAUAUAUCUUUCUCAGUCCAGAAUGAUCUUCUUUUCCUGUUAUGAUGGUUUGUGUUUUCGUCUUGGUCUAAAGGAUUUUUUUCGGAUUUUUUUAGUCACAAUUACCCCACCCCACUACCCCUCAGCAGAACAUUUUGCAUAGCUCGAACAGCCUGCCAUCUAGCCUGCCAGAGGACCUCCUCGCUUCUCAGUUACAUAGGUCAGAAAUUAGCAUGUUCUCCAAAACAAAACGUCAUUUAAGGGUUGACGCAUUACCCGAUCUCAAACGUCGCAUUAUUAGGAAAUCUGCAAUGGCAAGUUGCUUGGAAUGGCUAAUAAGUCGCAGAUUUGACACCUUUCAUCGAAGUACAAGUCGGUGAAACAUGAAUGCGAGAAGAACGAGUCUGAUGUCCCUAAAUUGAACUUAAUAGAAUAACAUAUCUACGAUCAAGCAAAUUACCUUCUGUUUUACAUUGAUGUACACUGCAUUAUUCUGUUUUGAAAAUCAUGCUUUUGAGUGAGGGUUAGUUAGACAGUAGUGACAGUUAUGGAAUUUUAUAAAUAAACAAGCCCAUGAGACAUUUUAACAUGGUAGAAAAAACUUGAUAAAUAUAUUAAAAAUACCUGCUACCGAGUUCGCGUUAUCCUAUACAAUAACUGAACCUGAGUUAUGGGCAACAAUUGGCCCUAGGCCAUCGUGGUUGAUAAAUGGUCUAAGGGAGGGUGUAGAGUGUGGUAUGGCUUCUUGCUACGCAAACCCGAUGAGACACCAGAUUUAAGCGCCAGCAUCAUAUAGCCUGCGUUGCAGUCGUAAACGGGGAAGGAGUAGGGAGGCAAAACACGCGAGGAAGAAAGGGAAAGGGACGCCUGCUAUAAGAACCGGGUUCUUCGCAUUACGCCCACCAGUUUCUAUGUAAUCCGAUUUCAUUAACUGUCAAUUACCGUCAGCAGGUCCACCAAUUAGAAACUAGCGCGCGCUUGUCGGCAUAACUGAGUUCCUGCGUGAAUUUAGUCAAUUGAGAUUAUUUCCCGGAGUGAUUGAUUAUAGAAGAGACAAAAAUGGGCAAAUCUCAACAAAACAACAUAACAAUCAUGACGUUAUUUUAGCGCGGAAAUGUCCUGUACUCCCACGAAGAGCUUGAAAAUAGGCAGUAAAAAGAAAGAAUGCGGUUGCGAUAAUUUAUGCAGGGUCUGUUGCAUCGAGUCUCGUGCAUAAGCGGAGAAUGUCUUUCGAACUUUUAUUUAUUUUAUUUUAUCUCGAAAUUCAGCAGGGGGUAUGAGGCGAGACACUUUAGCCCAAAGGGGAAUGGGACGAGACAUUGCAAGGCCCUUACCUUCUUCCCUACUCAGCCAGCGCCAUACCGCCCUUUUGCGUUGGCGGUGACUAAACACUCGUCUAAGUGACCCUUAGAGAGAAAACCGGCUGCCAGCAGACUAUCCGCGACGAAUGUCGGUUGUUUUUGAUGAGAUUGUGCAACUAUACUAAUCAAUAAGUUACUAAGUGAGUAUUAGCCAAUGGCAAUUUUGCGUUCGCCAGCGAACGCAGAAAAGAACAAAAGGGGGUUCUUAUUGCAGACACUCCCCGCUCCUUUUAUCACCGAUCUCGCUUUCCCAGCUCCCCUCCCCCUCCCUCGUUUUACGCUUGCUACGCCUGGCUGGCAUCAUACCACUUUUUCACGCUUGAGAUGGCAACCGCGUGACAGACAUCAAGUAGGGGAGCUGUUUGGACUUGAAGAGAGCGUGGAAACAGUAUCUCAAGGAAGGACUUAAAUCUACGGUAAUUUGAAUCAUGGCCUGGAGAGGGGUACAUCUUAGCAUCGAUCUGGUGGACGCUGCCCUUAAACACAGACAGUUCUUACAGCUCGUUGAUGACCAUCCAAGCCUGUAUGCUGGACCGCACGUUCAGAAUGCAAUAAGGAGAUAUGAACUGUUCUGGUUGCCACUGGCUGCUCAGUCGUCCGUCACUGAGGACAUCGCAGCACCUCUCGACAUUGCCUGGGUGUGGCAUGUACACAUGUUGUCGCCCAUCAGCUACGAAAAGGACUGCAAGGAAGUUGUCUCAACUCUGGUGGAUCACAAGGUCCUAGUCGGAAAGAAACGUACAAGAGGACUCGAAAGAGCCAGGAUCUUAUGGAAGAAGUUGUACCCUAGUGAGCCUUUUGAAGUUGACCUGACGACUUAUGUUGGUCAUGUGCCUGAUUUUGAGUCGCGAAUUGAGUAUGACAUCACAGCGGCCUGCGAUCGGCAGAGGGUAUUUUACUAUCAGGUCUCUUUACCUCAUUAUGAAGAUAAGAAGUUCUUGACUAGAGCAUUGGAGAGAUAUAAACAGCAUCUUGUGCUCAAACAACAAAACCCAGAUCUGUUCUUUGUACCAUGCUACGACUUUGACCUCAUUUGGCAUGCACAUCAGGUACAUCCGCUGAUAUACCAAAAGGACACCACUGAAGUCAUAGGAAAGGUGUACGACCACAAUGAUUCUGUGAACGACCGCCGGCCUGGCUCAAAGCUAUCAACGUCUUAUGUAACAACGCGACAGAAAUGGAAAGAAGCUACUCAGGAACUUCCAUUGAAGGGCUGCAUGUUCCGUGGGGAGCCUCCGCUCUCGACUAGUGUCCAAGCUGAGCUGGUGGAUUACACUGGACUGAGAGCAUCUGAGUACACCGUGAAGCUGACUCGGCUAGAAGUUGAAGGCCUCACAGAAUCUAAAUCGUACACGAUCAAAAUUGAUGUCGUAAAUGGUGUAAAAGUUCUUGAGACCCGUGUCCGUGGACCAGCUGUCAGUUUGUCCAAUUCUACCAAUGUGCUAUCAACGUUCAAGUUUAAAACAAAGGAUAGCAACAGCCUUCGGAUUCGUAUUUGCCAACAAGGACGUUGUUCCUGCGUUACGCCGUCAUUCGAUGAAUCUGCCCAAUACCUGUUUCUGAGCUGUCUUGUUGGCCGAGACCCCUACAACAGCGCCGUGGAGCUUGAACCAGUAACCCACGAGUUAGCGAUUGCUGAAAAUGUCAUCGUUCGGUUUACUACCGUGGCCAAUCCACCUAGACUUGAGAAGUACAUCUUCAUGGUAAAACCAAAGAAGACUGAUUUCAGCACAGUGCAGCAUCCAGCCCAGAUCUUGAGCUCGCCAACGCUAAUCCUCUCUCCGUUGUCUUUAGCUCAGUCUUCUUCAACGUCCUGCGCAUUGUCAAUGAAUCGGCUAUUUGACCAUGGCCAACGAGAAGUGUUUACCUACCGAGUUAUGCACUCCGCUCAGCUGCUGUUCUCUUCCGUGGAAGUCAUCAACCAUGCCGGUCGCGUUGUGAGUACGGUGCAUCUCAUCCGGGGUGACAUACUUCCGAUGAGAGAGCAAGUGAACAAUCCAGAGAAAUGUUGCACCAUGGAUGAGAUGGCGGGAGAAAGAGCAAUCCUUAUAAGAGGGAGCCAAGACUGGGGUAUCUGCGUUGGCAAAUGGAAGAAGUUUGUUAAGGGUGUUCCUGGUGUGCCUGGGGUGGAAGGAACGCCAGGUAACCCGAUUGUCAGGGGAACUCCUGGCAUAAAGGGCCAACCUGGACGUCUGUCCAUAAAGUUCUUUUCUCUUUUUGGAACGCGCGAGUGGAAACCCGUAGAGAAACGAGGAGACAAGUUCUCGAUAGGCCUUGGCAAGAAGACGACAGUCGUCGUUGACCUGCGAACUGGCAUGAUUUCUUUUCCACCAGAGGUACACGGUGUACCGGAGGCAAUUGCACUUGGAUUCUCUAUAGCCAUUCUUCAUCUUUUGUGCCACCCAUAUUCCCCGACAGAUAAGGCCAGCUACAUGAGACCAUCAGAAACUGCGUCAUGUGAAAUCGUGAAACCACGCAUCAUCCGCAACCAGGACCUCCUGUUGGUAGUGGCAGCAGGGUACUAUGCUAACAGUGUACCGACCAACUCUUACAUCAAGUAUAAAACUGGAGGAGGUGCCUGCGGUGGAUGUGGUGGAUGUGGAGGUUGCGGUGGGUGUGGUGGAUGUGGAGGUUGUGGAUGUGGCGGUGGUUGUGCAUGUGGUUGUGGUUGAGGUUGUGGUUGUGGUUGUGGCUGUGGCUGAUAAGGAGAUCAAAACAGACACGGUCAACAUAUCAAGGCCACCAAGACCUAAAUUUGUUAUGAUACGAUAAUAUUAAUGAUAGCAAGACACUCAUGACUUAGUCAUGUAGAAACGAUCUCAACUCAUUAUGGACUAUAAAACAGAGAAAUACUGUUAUUGUAGAUGCCUGCACAAGUUUAGUAUGUAUUCAAUCUAUGAAAUAGCGUCAGUUUUUCUGGUAGUUAGAAUGGGCUUUAUAAUGUGAAUACUGCUGCGAUCCUUUGUAUACUGAUCACAUGUGGAAAAUAGGUUGGUAUUUAGUAGAUUUUGGUUAAUUACUUAAUUUCCUUUAUAUAGAAAGUUUAUCAUAAGUGUUAGCUAUAUCAAGAGAGACCAAGGAUUACUAAUAAUAUGCCAAAUGUUUCAGUUAUUUGUAGUUGACUUAGGAUCAAGAACAGAUGGUAGAAAUGAACUUUGUCAGUGAUAAAUGCAAUUUAAUUUUGCCAGUGGUUAUUUUGUUGGCAGGAAAUUAAGCGGUAAAUGAUUGAUUCUAAAAUAAGUUAUCUAAUCUAUAAGUAGAGUAGCGGUACCUUUGCAUCUGCUUGAGGAAUCAUGCCUCAUCCCGAUAUAUCGUCCUUGUCCCUACAGGCUAGGAAACUAGAAGGGCUCUGGGGAAUUUGUAAAAGAACAAAAGACCGUUAAGGGUUGGCUUGUUACCUACAAGCAUGAUGCAGAGAAGAGAAAGUAACAUACGUUUUUCUGAAGAAGACACCAUUACUCCAGUCUUUCUUUCAAAUAUAAAAUUGUCCUAAUAAAGUAGAAUUUGACAUCUGAAAUUACUGUCCCACGCGUACGCGUACGAAGCGGCGAGGUAAACAUCCAUCAAUAGUCCACAGACACUGAGGGGAAUAAUUGUUUUAGUACAUACCAAACCAGUAGGAUAAAAUAUCUGCAAAAAUUGACUCAGGAGACUGCCAAAAAAGGUUUUAUUUCGUAAGUUCGCGCACAAAAUGUGACCUUCGCCGCGCGAGCUCGGAAUAGCAAACACUAUUCCGAGUUUGAGUAACCAAUCAGAAUGCGCGAAAAGCACUAUCCAUUGGUUCGGUAU